UCUUAAAAAAUUCACGACACGUGGACUGAUAUAGCGGAAUGCAUUGCUAGUUUACGAUGGAUUUUCUAACUUGAUCUACUGUUUUGUUGAGGUUGCUAUGUGGAAUAGGAAUUCAUAUUUGUCAUCUGUCAAAGACAAUAUUUGUAUCCGGCGUGAAAAUCUUAAAAAUGUGAUGCCAGGAAACGAAGUAAAGAUGAAGGAAAGUUUGGCAGUGCGUGCACCGACGAAGCCCGAGGCCAAGCCAAAGCAGGAGAAUGCUCUCAGUCAGCUUAGAGUGAUGUAUCCCGACUCCUCUGGGGAAUCUUCAUCUGAGAUGUCCGAUAACGAAGUCGAAGAAUGGGACAAGACCGGAGAAUCGGGUAAAGUAAAGAAUAGCAAGAAUGGCGAGGACCAAAGUAAGCUUCAGAACAUGAAAAACUCAGAAAAAUCAGUUGGAAUGCUUCUGUCACAGUUGCGAAGGGAGAAUAAAUCUAAACAGCAUGAAUUUAAGAUCCCACAUGAUAAGGGACAUUCAAGAGCACAUAAAGACGUGCUUUCCAAUAUGCAACAAGAUAGUUCUAACCAUUGGCUUCAUCAAAGUGACAACCAUGCUGGCAUUAAACAGGAACUGGGGGUUAUAAAAAUACAGGACCAUGCUGGCAUCAAACAGGAACUGGGAAUUACAAGAACACAGGACCAUACUGACAUCAAACAAGAACUGGGAAUUACAAGAAUGCAGGACUAUGCAGGCAUCAAACAGGAACUGGGAUUUACAAGAACACAGCACCAUACUGGCAUCAAACAAGAACUGGGAAUUACAAGAACACAGGACCAUGCUGGCAUCAAACAGAAACUGGGGAUUACAAGAACACAGGUCUAUGCUGGCAUCAAACAAGAACUUGGAAUCACAAAAACGCAGGACCAUGCUGGCAUCAAACAAGAACUUGGAAUUACAAAAACGCAGGACCAUGCUGGCAUCAAACAAAAACUGGGAAUUACAAGAACACAGGACCAUACUGACAUCAAACAAGAACUUGGAAUUACAAAAACGCAGGACCAUGCUGGCAUCAAACAGGAACUGGGAAUUACAAGAACACAGGACCAUGCUGGCAUCAAACAAGAACUUGGAAUUACAAAAAUGCAGGACCAUGCUGGCAUCAAACAAGAACUGGGAAUUACAAGAACACAGGACCAUACUGACAUCAAACAAGAACUUGGAAUUACAAAAAUGCAGGACCAUGCUGGCAUCAAACAAGAACUGGGAAUUACAAGAACACAGGACCAUGCUGGCAUGAAACAACUGGGAAAUACAAGAACACAGGACCAUGCUGGCAUCAAACAAGAACUGGGAAUUACAAGAACACAGGACCAUACUGACAUCAAACAAGAACUGGGAAUUACAAGGAUGCAGAACCAUGCUGUCAUCAAACAAGAACUGGAAAUUACAAGAAUGCAGGACCAUGCUGGCAUCAAACAAGAACUGGGAAUAAAUCCUGCGCUGGCUGCUAGAAAUGAAAAGACUGGGCCUGGGAUAUUGGUUGAUCGGUCUUGGCAAGCAGUGGGACAACUUAUUUCAAUACAAGUACCAAAUGAAAAGAAAGAAAUGCCAGACAGAGUUAACACAAAGUGUAACCCAACGCACCAAGGUACAUCUUCUGCCUCACAAGCUGAGAUUAAUAAUGAAAAAGGGAAAGAUGAAGUCUAUGAUCCAUCUCCUACCUGUGGGUAUUCGGUUAGUGAAGAUAACGAAGUAGAGUCAAUAGAACGUGAUCAUGAGUUUGUGAUAGGGCCAAAGCAGUCACAGGUGAAAGCAAGCUCUCAGGUAAAAUUUAAGGAAGACAGAAACAACAACAACGAUGAUUUGCUAGAGACUGUUGGUGAAAUGGCAUAUGUGGCUCAAGAAGAACAAGGUGUACCAGAAUGCAAUGAGAACCAAACUGUUAUUGAAGUGCCACACUCUGAAACCAUCUCUGAAUCGGAUAGAGUAAACCAUCCAGCAGUGGAGGGGAACAAGACUACUAAGGAGGGCACUUUUACUAUGAUCACAGAGCCUGCGAAUUGGAGUCUGUCUAUUAGUUCAGAAGUGACUGGGAAUGCGCCUGUGGAGGAAUGUCAGUAUCUUUGUGCUAAGCAACCGGCUGGGUUGCUUGCUAAGUGUUUUGAGAUAACUAAAGAAGUUCAAGAUGUCAAUGAGGUCAGUAAAGAAUCUGUUCUAGGCACUGACACAAUCAACAUGGUUAACAAUCAUCUACAAGAGGUGAAGGAAGGGUUUAUAGAGAACCCUGCAGUGUGCGAUGAUGCUAGCAAAUCCAGUGGUGAUCUCAUGGGUCAUGAAGUCCUCCCUGACAAGAAACAAAGGGACCAAGAGAAGGAAAUUUUGAUUCAGUGUGAGAGUGAUGGAUUUGAUCACUCUCAAGAGAAUUCAAGUACUGAUCAUUAUGGCGAACAUUCUGUUUCAUCUGAAAUAAGUUCUAAAGUCACUUCAUCAUUUUCUGAACCCAUAGAAGACAAAAUGGAGAGUCCAUCAAAUGACCAGAAAGUAGACUUUAAGAGGCAAGAAGAAAAAAAUCAAGUUGGUGCUGAUCUAACAUCUACUGAUAUAAAUAAUGAAGCAUUACUGGAUUCUGAUUCCGUGUGUUUGGACUUUACCGAGGAGUGUCUUGGUGAGAGUGGCAGUCGUCGGUCAUCACCUGAAAUACCACAAAGAAUGUAUAGCCCUGAUUGUAUCGAUGAUCCCUGUCUUCAAACCAACCUUGUUCCAGAACAGACGGGAAAGUCACUUGAAGAAGCAAAUGAUGACUUCCACCUGAAACGUCCUGAAAAUUCAUGCCUGAAAAUAUGCCAAAGAGGAGACAAACUUAGAAUGCAAGACAUUGAUCUAGACGAGAGCAAAGGCAGAGUUCCAUUCUCUUACCUGCACCUUGAGGCGGAAAAACAGUCAUCACCAGAGAAAACAAAUGAAUCUGAUGGAACUUUUUGGAUUGACCAAAGAAGGGAGAUCAUCUCCGGAGAAUCCACAGGCCUUGUUGUAACAUUCAGCAAUGAAAAUGUACUUGUAGAUAGUAAUGUAUCUCCACAAUUUGGGCAUGAUAUGAUCCUAGAUCUUACAAAAGAAUCAUCUGAUCUAUCAGGCUACUCAAACAACCAAUCAAAAUCACAUUCAGUUACUUCUUUAAUGAAUGAUUUUGAGCAGUCAACAUCAGAUAGCUUUGAUGACCUGAGAGAGCAUUCUGCCCUGCAGUUGAAGGAGAAAGAGGAUGAGGGUUGUAACACAGGCAAAGCAGAUACUGAUCAAGGUGAUGUUAAUUUACUAUCAGUCACAAGUGGUGCAUUGGAUAGUCCUGUCAUUAAUACUGUUUUAGAGGAUUCAGACGAAAGUAUGGGUUGUUCAUUGAGUGGUUUGAGUGAUGCCCUAGAUCUAGAGUUUGGUUCCGCUUCUCCUAGUCCAGUAAAAAUGAAAAACCACAAUACAAGUCAAAGCUUGGUUGGAAUUUUCAACAGUCUGUUCGACGGGAAAGCCAAAGAGAGCACCGAUGCUGCGAUGGUGGAUACAAAUGAUGGGAUUGAACUUGAUGUUAAACAGGAAGUGUAUUCAGAGACUGAUUCAACACCAGAACAUGACCUAGGAGAUUUAGGCACAGAGCUGCAAGAAAAGCCUCAAGGAAACUCUUGUCUUGGAGAUGAGACACCUGAGAAUGAGGAUGCAUUGUCCCUUGUAUGUGAUACAGAAGAUCUGAUGAGUAACCUUGAGGAUCUUCUACAGGAUGAAAAUCUUCAGUUGACUAAACAGAGUCCAGAAAAAGAUAAAGCGGUAUCGGUGGAUGACAGUAGUACGUCCACAUCUACCAAAGAUAUGAGUGUUGAGUCAUAUAAAAAACAGUGCAGCUCAAGUUCCAGAGAGAUGCCAUCAUCCCCUCUGAGGUCGAGAACAAUGUCAAGGACGACGACGUCUAGAAGUGAAGAUAGAAGUCAGAGAGAUACCAAACCAGAGUAUAAAGUAUCCAUCCAUUCCCGGAACGAAAACUCGCGAUAUGUUUUCAAAAGUCAAGAAGCUCAUAGGGCGGUUAAAGAGAGGAGUCCCCAGCGAGUCUUGGGUCCUAACAGGAAUCGGUCGUCCCACAAACCACAGAGUGCUUCGGAACGGCUAGCCCCCAAACCACUGAGCGCUUCAGAACUGCUAGCCAAUAAAUCGCUAAGUGCUUCUGAGCGGUUGGCCUUGCAACAAAGACUGGGUGCUCAAAAAGCUGCCAACAUAUCAUCAAACUUAGCCCUUCAGCAGUUGAUCAGGAAUGGCCCAGUGAUUCAGCCUUCGGAAAUCCUGCAGCAGCAACUUCAGCAAAAGCAGCAACUACAGCAGCAGCAAUUGCAGCAGCAACAGCAGAAGCAGCAACUACAGCAACAGCAGCAGCAAUUGCAGCAGCAACAGCAAGAGCUACAGAGACGCCUUCAGCAACAGCUUCCUCCUGCUCUUCAACUCCGCCUUGGACUGAUGCAAAAUAAUUCUGGACUGCAGCCAACGCAGAAUGUAUCUGAUGAUGUAGCCAUGAUCUGCCAACGUCAAAAGGUGAUGGUGGAAAGAUUAAUUCAGCUCUAUAAGCAACAGCGUGAAAGCGACGUCCUCAUGGAGAAACAGAAGGAUAUCAUUCGGCAUUACCAACGAGCAUUUCUCAUUGCCAAGAAAGGAGGGCCACUUUCAAUGCAACAGGUUGCAGAGGACAACACCUCACGCCAGCGCUCUACCCCAAGGUCCAAGUCUCCUCCUCCAAGGACAGGGUCUGACCCAGAUAGAAAAAUUGGCAAAAAGUGGCCCACUUGUGACCGUAGAGAGGAGUACAGAUAUCAGGAUCAAUCGGAGGCCAAGAGGGUGAAGGUUUAUCAUGGGAACAGGGAAAUGAGAGAGCAUUCAUAUGAGAGAUCUUCCCCGUCUCCAGAUAAGGAACAGCCACAAAGACGUGUUGAGCAGAGAAUCAUCAAACCAAGAGAAAUCCCCGUUAGGUCUCGCCUUGGUUUUGUAAAUGACCAUGAUGAGGGGAGACAGCCUAGGAAUCUCAGACGUCCGAGUGAUGAACAGAUGCUGAUUUCAGUACCUAACAAACGUCCGGAUGAUGAGAUGAAUCAGGACAGGAGAUGCAUCAAGCAGAAGUCCUCACCAUUAUAUUCUGGGACAAGGGAUCGUCCAGAUCCUCGCUGUGAUGAUGUAGUAUUUCAACCCAUCCAGGACUCCCAUGUGGAGCAGAGAGUCGGUCAUCCCAGAGCUAUGAGUGUCAGAAAUGAAGAACCAAGAGGCAUGAGCCCAGUGACCAUCGUUGAGGAGUACGGUGACUACUACAUGAAUUCUAGGAAUCCCCAUAUGCCCCAUAAAGAAUUUCCACAUGAAAGUGUCCCUGGACCACCCUGCCAGGAGGAGCGCACAUCUUCUUUCAAUCCCUGCCAAGGUAGGAGGACUCCAUCACCACACAUUAAUUCACAGUGGGAGUCUUGUAGAAUCACAGAGAGGGAUACAAGAACAGGGGUGGUCAUUGACUACUUCCAUUCAUCCGUAAACCAGGAACAUUCGCAGGUGGACAGAGCUGAUAGGCCAGAGAUGCUUGAGCCACCACCAUUCCUGGACAGGAGGUACGCUUGUCCGUCUCCUCUGGACCAACAUCCCAGUGAGUGUUUCCCAGAAGAUGUCAGCCAAGGGUCUUACAGAGGACCAGAGUAUCAUGGUAGAUCACACUGCCAUGGUAGUUGUCGGGCACCUUUGAGACCUGUGUUUGAGAGGGCUUGCAGAACUCCGCCCCACCCUGCUGCAGCUGACAUCCACGGCAACUACAGACCACCCAUGCAUACUAUUCAUAUGAACAAUGGACCUGUUUUCAGAGUUCCUUGUCCCACUUCUGUCAUUCCAAGCCAAGGAUGUUUCAGAUCACCAAGACACCCUGCUAUGGCCAGCCACCAAGGUGACUUCAGAUCUUUGGUUCGCCCUCCAGUCGUUGCUGCCUACCCCAAUGUGAUGCCCCAAAACUUUGGAGGUGCCCUGCCACAGUCAUCUCCCACUCCUGGUCCUGGGUUGCUAGAAUCACACAUGCAAUCCAGGGUUGGGUAUAGACAGGAAUGUGGAUAUCCUGAUGAAAGUGGACAAUAUGCUGAUUUUGGAUAUUGACUUGGGAGUGAGUGAUGGAGGUGGUAAAGUUGAAGAUUGAUUUCUUGUCCUGUACCUGUGACUGCAAGUCAAUAAUUUUAAGCCAGCUACAGGAACACAUACCCAUUUGUAUGGAUACUCCCCUCUCUUUAAUCAUAAAAAACACAUCUAUGCUAUUGCAUUAAUUAAUUGGAUAUUUCAUUAGAUUGAAAUAUGUUUUAUACAAGCCAGAGGGGUUUCAUUGUAGUUUACCAACUUUUUAGAACAAAAAAUGUUGGUACUUUUAUAUAUACUUUUUAAAGUUCCUAAAUGUGUACAAAACUUAUGAGAAAUCUGUUUUCUCUUGCAUAUAUUGGAGGUGAACAAUUUUUUUUCAUUGAUUUAACAAACCAUUUUUAUUUCUUCCACUGCAAGAUGUAAUCAUAGUGGAAAAUAUAUGUCAUGUGACAAUCAGUAUGGAACCUUACUUCCCUCCCCCUUCUGUCUUUGAUCUACCCUCCUCUCUGAUAAACAUAUUAAAUUCACAAAAUAUGGAUAUCAUAUAUCAUCUCUAUUAGUUUUCAUUUUUUUUAAGAGAUGAUCAAAGUAGAAGAGGUUUUUGUAGUGUGAAUCGAUCUGCCAAAAUACAAGAUUCACUUUGACAUCAAUGUAUUAUGAAGAAUGUUAUAAUAGACCUCAUACUUAGAUCAUGUUAUAGCUAGAUGCCAUGCUCCUGUGUGGUCUGGGUGUUCCUAGUCGCAUAAUUGCCGCUCUUCACCCAAGUGAUGUGUUUUCUCAAAAAAAUAGUGUGUUUUGUAGUAAAUUAAAAUGUACUUGAUACUAUCUGAUAAUAGGAGCCAGAGAAAUAUUGGAGCACUCCAGUGAUAUGAGGUGGACACAACAUUUGCUCCUGCGACAAUUGCUCUGGGCUUUAUUUUAUCUAAGUUGUAAGGUUAGGGUUGCAAUAGUUUUAGUUUAGCUUUAGCUUUGGGAUAGAAUAGUGUUAAAAUCAUGGUUGAAGGUGGACAUUUGUUUGGUGUGAGGAAAUUAUAGUGGAGCAAUUAUUGCCAGUGCAAAUGCCAUAGAACCAAUGAGAGUUCUAAUAUCAAUGAGCUUUCAUAAAAAAUUAUGAAAACCUGUCCUCACCCCCUUUCUUCUCUAUUGAAAAAAUAUUGUAUAGCACAAAUGGAAAUCGCGACUAAAUAACUGCAAGUCUGCUUUCCCUACAGAAACAACACAAUUAAAUCUACAACAGAAAGGGGAAGGAGCAAUGAAAGACAUUCACUUCUUCACAUAUAUAUUGUGUAUUAGAGUGGUACAUGAGCAUACGAUACUGUAAAUACCUGUACAUAGCAAGUUUGCUUAAUGCCUUUUUUUUAUCUUCAGGUUUGAGCCCUUGCAUUGGGGAGUGACUAACUCAAAUUCAGAAGAUUUUGACCUUGUUCUUUCAAAGUUGAGAAUGAUCAACCAUUUUAUAGUUUUGUAAGUUUUUUUAAUCAAACGGCAAUCAUGCAUUAUAAAGCAUUCACCUUGGAUGUUGUAUGCCCCCCCCCCCCCCCGUAAAAGUUCAUAGCCUCUCAACGUUUGUAAUCAAAUGUCAUCAAAAAGUCUGUUAUCUACUACUUUACACAUACACUGCUUAUUGUGUUGUACAUAUAAUUACCUGUUUGUUAUUCAAGUUUUAAGGGAGCUGUUUUUAUUGUGGUUUUUCAUGCAAGUAUAUCAGCUCAUCAUGUAGAAUAGAUGUUUUUUCUCAUUGAGGCCAUGCCAGCUGGAUAAAAGAAAGUAUUUCUACUUUCAUGAUAUUUUAACUAAAAGUAUUGCAAGAUUAAAUGCCAGGGGCCAUUUUAUGCUUUGGUCCAACAUAGGUGAUUGCUGGAAGCAUUGUUUUUUCAGGCUGUCCGUCUGUCCCAUUUUUGUUUUCUCAACAACUAAAAUCUGUUUGAUAAAAAAAAUUUAACUUGAUCCAAGUGAAAGAACAAGAGUGGCAAUUAUUUUGAGGUCACAAGGUCAAAGGCCACAUGUCAUUGUUUUCCUAAAAAUACACUCUUUUUGUGUUAACUAAAGAAACGUUUUAUAAUACACAAGAAGUACCCAUUUUACCUCAUACAUGUACGUUACAAUGAUUUGAUUAGACUUUAAUGUAAAAUUACAAAACAAGUAUGAAGAUGUUAAACCUCAAAAAAAAUAUUUGUGACCUCAAAGAAAUGAACAUUGCAAGUCAUUCUAAAUUGUGAGAUUAUUAUAUUGCACAGUGUGAUCUGUGGAUAUUUCUUUUAUUUUUUAUCAAACUUUACAGCAGUGCAUAUAACAGUCAGUUCUUUGAAACAAAGAAACCAACAAGAACUCAGAAGUGGGCCUUAAUUAUAGGGUGCUUUUUUAUCAGAUUUUUUUUUAUUGUGGUUAUUCAAAGAAGUAUGUAAACAUUUAAAUGUUUCUUUACGAUGAUUAUAAGCAGUGGGUAAUGUGGUUUUUUUAUUCUUUUAAUAUGUAAAAUAUAAAUUUUCAUGGAAAUGUACAUGUAUCUUAACAUGUAAAUGUUUCUUUAGGUCGGUUAAUUUGAAUGCCAUGGAAGUAAUAUAUUCAGUCUUAAUUACGAGCAGUAGGUACUGUGUUAUUUUUAUUCUUUUUAAUAUGUAUGCUAUCAAUUUUCAUGGAAACGCACAUACAUAUGUAAACAUUU
Messenger RNA from Lytechinus pictus (painted urchin), 8765 nucleotides. RefSeq lists its product as uncharacterized. The transcript is spliced from 8 exons. The record is from RefSeq and is a predicted model, not a curated record. The coding region runs from base 98 to 6124 and encodes 2008 amino acids. NCBI's taxonomy places the organism in Eukaryota, Metazoa, Echinodermata, Echinoidea, Temnopleuroida, Toxopneustidae.